Amoebophrya sp. A25 is the source of this 371-nucleotide messenger RNA. The record is from the annotation of a GenBank genome assembly. NCBI's taxonomy places the organism in Eukaryota, Dinophyceae, Syndiniales, Amoebophryaceae.
CCAGGGGCAGGCCUCCAGUGGACCACCUGUUGGUGAGCGCAGCCUGCUUGAUUCCGCGGAGAUCGCGCAAGAUCCUUUGUUCUUAGAGCAGCAGAGAACAUUUGGAGGUGUCGACAUCCGACUUGGCGACAACAGUAAUUAAGGCUUACCCUUAUCCAUCUUCUGGCUCGGACUCAGGCAUCCCUCCGAAGAGGCUUUUCAAGGCAAGAAAGCAUCCAGGAUGCAUAUCGAGAUGGAUCAGGGUGAGCUCUAAAGUAAUCCCAACUUCCGCGAGACCGAGAGACAUAAGCAACAACACGAACAGUCUGCUCGCUUGCCUGAUGGAGUCACGGAGAUUCGCUUGGACUCUGGCGUGUUGCGGCGCUGCCUGC